AAUUUGUUGAUGCUGUGGUGACUCAGUCGAACCUUCCAAAUAUUAAUGUUCUUAGCAUAGAACUUAAAGAAGGUCUCAAAGCGCACAAAGAGAAAAGAAGAGAUCCCAUUGCUAAAUAUUGGAAAGCCUAUUAUUUGAAAGAAGGAUUCAAGGAAGCAGCAAAUGAAAAUGUUCCAGAUGCACAAUUACAUUAUGCAUUCGCGAAGUUAGCAGCUAAUAACGUGGAUGAUUUCAUUAUAUAUUUGGAAAAGGCUGCAGCUUUAUUCAAUUAUGGUGAUAUGCUACUUAAUGGGAAGCAUGGUAUCAUGAAAGAUGAAAAAAAAAGGAAUUCAAUAUUUAAGAUAGCCGCCGUUAAAGGUCAUCCUAAGGCAAUCGAAGAGCUUAGGAAUCGCAAGAUUGAAUAUAUUUCUAUUUAUAACAGAGGAAGACAUGAUCAGUGA
Messenger RNA from Racocetra persica, 440 nucleotides. Lineage: Eukaryota; Fungi; Glomeromycota; Glomeromycetes; Diversisporales; Gigasporaceae. The record is from the annotation of a GenBank genome assembly.